AUGGGGAAGUCCACUACGUUGGAGGCUUUGGUAAGAUUUUGUGAUGCAGUUGAAAAUCUGUACACUAGGGACUAUCUGCGUAGACCUACUCCCAGGGACCUCCAACGGCUUCUACAAAAAGCCGAAGCUCGAGGAUUUCCAGGAAUGAUUGGUAGCAUCGACUGCAUGCAUUGGCAAUGGAAGAAUUGCCCAACUGCCUUGCAAGGUGAUUACGGAAAUAGAAAAGGCCAAAAAAGUAUCAUCCUUGAAGCCCUUGCUGGCUUUGACACAUGGGUUUGGCAUGCCUUAUUCGGAGUUGCCGGAUUCCAAAAUGAUCUCAACGUGCCGGGUCAAUCUCCGGUCUUCAACGAUGUUUUGAGAGGCCAAGGCCCCAAUAUCACCUAUCAAGUCAACAAUAUAGUCUACCAGACGGGGUAUUAUCUAGCUGACGACAUCUACCCAAGAUGGACCACAUUUGUCAAAUCCAUUCUGAAUCCCCGAUCCCAGAAGCAAAAAUUAUUUGCUACCUAUCAAGAAGGAUACAGGAAAUAUGUCGAAAGGUGUUUUGGCAUCCUUCAAGCUCGGUGGUUGAUUAUUCGAGGUGCGGCCAGUAUGUUUGAUGAUGAGAUCCUCAAAAGCAUUAUGAUGACUUGCAUCAUCCUCCAUAAUAUGAUUGUGGAGGAUGAGUACGAUUAUUAUGCUGUAGAGGUCUACGAACCGGAUCUAAUGAACACGCCCUUGACCCGGAUUUAUGAAAGGCCCAUGGGGCCAAAUGGAGAACCGUUUGAGCCGGAACCGUUGGUGAGGGACGGUCGUUUCAUGACCUAG
Messenger RNA from Prunus armeniaca (apricot), 807 nucleotides. The record is from the annotation of a GenBank genome assembly. NCBI's taxonomy places the organism in Eukaryota, Viridiplantae, Streptophyta, Magnoliopsida, Rosales, Rosaceae.